CAUGAUACUUUUGGCAAAAGUUCCUCCUCCCGGUACCGAAGGGAAGGUUUUCCCGACAUGUCUCCCGGUUUCUGGUCCGGACCCGAGAAGAAGAAGAAGAAGAAGAAGAAGAACGUCGGCGGUAGUUCGCGGUGACGUCACGGCUGGCGUUAGUGGUGACGUCACGCCUAGCUUCAGCCGCAGCGAUGGCGUUCUUCGCCAAGAAGAAGAAGUUCAAGUUCCAGACGCAGCUGACGCUGGAGGAGCUCAGCGCGGUUCCGUUCGUCAACGGGGUUCUGUUCUGUAAGAUCCGCCUGCUGGACGGAGACUUCGCGGCGACGUCUUCCAGACACGAGGUCCACGAGAACUGUGUCCGCUGGAGGAAGAGGUUCUCAUUUGUGUCCAAAAUGAGCGCCAACCCCCACACGGGGGUCCUGGACCCGUCCGUCUGCAGGGUGUCGGUCAGGAAGGAACUCAAAGGAGGAAAAGCAUACACGAAGCUGGGCUUCGCAGACCUCAACAUGGCGGAGUUCGCGGGCUCCGGCUCCACGGUGCGCUGCUGCCUGCUGGAGGGAUACGACACCAAGAACACGCGGCAGGACAACUCCAUCCUGAAGGUUACCAUCGGGAUGACCCUGCUGUCUGGAGAUCCCUGCUUUAAAACGCCCCCCAGCACCGCCAAGUCCAUCUCCAUCCCGGGCCGAGAGCCCACGCUGCAGCUGGACUGCAAGGGGGAGGGAACGGCCGAGCCCGGGCGGGCCGGGGGGGUUUCUCUGGGCCGAGCCGCCAAGCCACGCCCCUCCAUCCUCGGCUCAGGUCUCCUGGAGGAGUCCGAGUCGAGUCCGCUCGGUGCUGCAGAACUCUUCCAGUCGGGCCACUCUCGCACCUCCAGCUACGCCAGCCAGCACAGCAGGAUCUCAGGCUACAGCACCGAGCACUCCUGCUCCUCCAGCCUGUCGGACCUCACGCACCGCAGGAACGCCUCCACGGGGAGCAGCGCCUCGGGGGGGCUGUGUUUCGCUUCGGACCCGACCGGAGACGGGGAGAAGGACGCCGGGCGUCCCGAGAGACCCCCGAGACCCCCGAGGCCCGUGCUGCCCUGCAACAGGCCCCCCAGGAGGAAGCAGGACUCGGUGGAGAGCCCCCCCUCCUGGGUGAACGACACCCGCAUGGACGCCGACGACAUCGUGGAGAAGAUCGUCCAGAGCCAGAACUUUGAAGACAUCAACAACACUGAAGACAGCAACCUGCGACUGUUCGUCAGCCGCGACGGAACCACCGCGCUCAGCGGCAUCCGCGUCUCCGCGGGCGGCUAUGAGCCCGUCGUCAUCGAGAUCCACUGAGCCGCCGGUCGGGGAGUCGCCGGUUCCUCUCGGAGCUUCAGCCGGUCCGAGGCCGUGAGGGGAGGAGCUUCACGGCUCUCUGACUCCGCCUCCAUCACGUCGUUGUGGGGAUUGUGUUCGACGUGUUGAAGGGAUCAUUGUGUAUGUGUUUCACUUCAGAUGAAUGAAGAAGGAUGUCAUGUGAUUGGGUCCCAGCUACUGCUGAUUCCCAUCAUUGGUUUGAUCUAAAUUUGGUUAAUUGGUUAAUUGUUGAGACUAUAAAAAGGUCUCAGAGAUCUUUGUUCUGUGGUAAACACUGAUGGAGAAGAACGUCACACAACCACAACACACAGACCCCAGAAUCCUCUUAUUUACAUUCUGUCCUCAAAGCCCCCACAUGGACUCCACAGAGAGUCCAUGGAGGAAGGAUGUGACGUUCUAUCGGGACUCGUUUCAUACGUUUAGGUGGAAUAAGUGAAGGGCUGAAAAUAUUCUAAAUAUAGAAACUAUAUAAAAAUUC
This is a messenger RNA of Pungitius pungitius (ninespine stickleback), 1821 nucleotides long. It is a transcript of the gene eeig1a, whose product is annotated as estrogen-induced osteoclastogenesis regulator 1a. The record is from RefSeq and is a predicted model, not a curated record. Bases 186 to 1322 code for a protein of 378 amino acids. NCBI's taxonomy places the organism in Eukaryota, Metazoa, Chordata, Actinopteri, Perciformes, Gasterosteidae. The transcript has 12 exons.